Molecule: messenger RNA, 8906 nt
Organism: Camelus dromedarius (Arabian camel)
Lineage: Eukaryota; Metazoa; Chordata; Mammalia; Artiodactyla; Camelidae
Gene: CST11
Product: cystatin 11
Exons: 11
Coding region: 8261-8806 (181 amino acids)
Biological process (GO): defense response to Gram-negative bacterium
Cellular component (GO): cytoplasm; sperm flagellum; sperm head
Molecular function (GO): cysteine-type endopeptidase inhibitor activity
Source: RefSeq, a predicted model, not a curated record
GUGGAUGGAUAAAAGGAUGGGUGGGUGGGUGGAUGGAUGGAUGGAUGAUGAACAAAUGGAGAAUGAAUGAAUGAAUGAAUCAGUGUGCACACCAACUAUGGGACCCCUGCAAGAACCAGGGAGGGCACCCCCACAGGAGCUGAGGGUUUGAUUGGCUCAGCAUGCUGCACCUGCUGCCCAGGUGGGAACAACAGUGACAACUUCUCCAUCACUCGUCACUGGCGGCGACAUCCAUGGAAACGGACCAUUGGGGAGCACACAGAACUGACAGGGGCCCAGAGUGAUCUGAGGUGCCUUUACUUCCCUUGGUGCUGCACAGACCUAGGACCCCAGAACGUCAUCCAGAGGAAGAGGGUCUGCUGCGGGAGAUGGGGGCCCCUUCCCCUGGUUCUGCUGGCAGGUGCUGUUCACAAGGGUGAACUGGGUGAUCCAGGGUUGCGAGUCCACCACGAAAGUGCAGCUCACCUGGAAACAGGAACCGUAAGACAUAAAAUCAGACCAACGUAGCAGUGAGAGCACGUGGCGUGGAGGACUUCACAGGUGCCCGGAUGGGUUAAAAGCUAAAGAGGGAGGAAAAGCAGAAUCCAGCGGCGGCCUGGGGCCGGGCUCGGGAGCUCAGGUCUCCACCUGGGUGAUGGGCGGGGGUGCUGAAUCCGCCCGUCGUGGAUGGGGGCUCCCCAGAGGGUGCCUGGUGGGGCCAUUGCCUGUCCCCCAGGUCCCCCCACCCACCAUGAUGCUGUAUGAAGGGCCUCUGCCUGUGGGCUCGGGGAGCCGGCAGACUGCCCAGGAGAGGGUCCAGAUGGCGCCCCCCCACCUGGGAGUGGCUGCAGACCCACCCCAAGGGGAGGCUGCCCCCCAGGCUGGGAUCAGGGGACACCAGCCCCCCGGAGGGCAUCCCCCUGACUGAGGCCCACGCCCACGGUCCCAGUCCAAUGGACCAGACGUCAGCUCGUAGGAUGACGACAGGAGGACUGGCUGAGCUGGGCUUGUCCUCGCAGCCCAGGGACCCGGGGGAGAGGUGGGGUGACCAGCGAGCUGAACAGUCCUCCUGUCCGGAGGAAUCGGAGCAAAGGAGAGAGGGGCGCACGGCAAGAGCAGUGUCUCCAGGACCUGAGCCUCAGGGAGCAGGAAGCUGGGACAGGAAGAGCUCCCCCAGGGAGGAGGAGCACGUCGGAGGGGGGUUUCUGGGGGUCUCUGGGGAGCCAGCCAGGCUGUGCUGGGCACAGCGGUGACCGUGCAGAGUGACCGCCUCUCCCAUCUGCAGGAGCCCAGGGGCCCGGUGGAGAGGGUCAUCCCUGCGACCUUCCCGAGCCCCCCAUAGGCCGUCCUUGAUGCAGCUUCGCUGUCAGAAGCCUCGUGAAGAUUUGGGCUGAUUUAUUCUCACACCGUCUUCUCUCCCGGGCCUUCCUGCAGGGGACAGUUGUCAAUGUCUUCGUCAUGUUUUCUACAAAUCGUGCGGCCCAGCUUCAGGUCCAUUAAAUAUGUCCAGCUAAGCUUCUGUAAAGAAGAGAUUGUAGAAACGCCUGUGAAAUUCUUUGCGAUAGUGAGAAAAACACAGAGAAGCAAACAGGAAAUGGGCGGUAGGCUCGAAGAUGUCCCUGAGGGCACCUCCAGCAGCCUGGCCUCUCCGCUGCACUCCCCCUGACGGCCGGCUCCAGGACCCCCAGCACCAGUGCCAGAUAGGUGAGGAACACUCGGGAAGAACCCAAACACCGUGAGGAAGGCAGCCAGAAAGCUCCGCAGGCAGGAGCAGCCCUCCCUGCAGAAAGCUGGCUUCGUUCGGGGCCCAGGGAUCCCUGCAGCGGAGGCCCCCGGCCACACCCCGGCCCACCCCGCACGCCCGCACGUCCUGGCCUUCCGGGCCUUCCUAGGCUGCUUCGGGAAUUCCGAAGGUGAUGGGUUCCCAGGCAUCUUCUGGUCCCUGCCCUACUCCAUGGUCUUGCAAGUUGGGACCAGGGACCAGGGACCAGCUCCCACACCCUGCUCUCCGCUGGCCCCAGGCUGCCGCCCCCGCACCCACAGCGUCCAGAGAGGUGCCGGCCGGAGCUCUGUGGGAUCUCUCCCUUCUAACGCUACCUCGUAUUUUUAGACAUCACUCACCUUGCUUUUCCCUGCAGACCACGGGUGCGCCCUCCAGGCUUGGUUUCAGGGGGAUGGUGGAGCCACAGGGGAGCCCCCCACCCCUCACCCACACACCCCUAACCCGCACCCCCACCCACUCCCCUGCGCCCCUCACCUUGCGCUGGCUCCUCCCCACCCACAUCAGCUUGUAAGCGUACUCAUCAGGAUGGUGCUCGUUGAAGUGAAACACAGCGAAUUCCACACACAUGCUGAAGAAAUUCGUGCUCUUACUAACAUCCUCGAAGUCCCAGCUGCCAACAUGCAGCCCCAGCACCAGGAGCCCCAGCAGCACAGGCUCCCUCGGGAACAUGCUGUCCGUCUGGCGACAGCCUGGAGGCCCGCAGCGCCCGGCUGGGGUGGCAGUGACGGCUAGCCCUGCCCAGCUCCCCGCCCCUGCACUGCUGCCCGGCCCCUCCUCUGCGUCCCUGCCCGCCCUGCUGUCACCACCAGACUGAGGGCAGAGUGAGAGGCACGACUCCCACCACUUGUUUGGGAAGCCUGGGCCCAGGGACAUGUGUGCAGUGGCUCUGUCCCCAGAGGGGCCUGGGUGAGGGUCUCCUUGCGCUGCCCCCUCGGCAGCGCAUCCCGGGACUGGUGGAACCGCGGGGACACUUAGUACUGAUGGGCCCCAAGUCCUGGGGAGCAGAGGGCAGCCCUGGUCUCCCUCUGACCUUGGCCGUGGCCUGUGACCUCAGGGAGCACCAGGAGGGUGCAGUGAGGGGGGCCACGGGCUGGGGGCCCACCGUCCCCACCACCCCUGGCCCUGCUGUCCGUCUUCCCAGGAGGCCUGGCCGUGCUUGGCACCUGGGAGGGGGGCACAAGGGGGAAGUCACCCCAAGGCAGGGGCUCUGCGGGACUGGACGUGAGCCCCAGCCACAGGCAGGAGAGGGGUCGGGGCUGGGGAAGUCGGGCCCCGCCAGCCCGGCUGACGUGCGUUCAUGCAGCUCUGCCAUCUGAGGUCCUGUGGCCACUGCCAUGUGGCUCCAUCACUCUCUCCUCUCAGGACCCAUGAUGCUGAAGUGCCCAGCCUGGGACGCGUACACGGCCUGGGAGCCGGGAGGCCAGGAAGGGCAGGCACAAGGAGGGCGCAGGGACCUGCUUCGGGGGUGUCCAUGCCAGACUGUCCUGCCCCACAGCCCAGGUGGGAACAACAGUGACAACUUCUCCAUCACUCGUCACUGGCGGCGACAUCCAUGGAAACGGACCAUUGGGGAGCACACAGAACUGACAGGGGCCCAGAGUGAUCUGAGGUGCCUUUACUUCCCUUGGUGCUGCACAGACCUAGGACCCCGGAACGUCAUCCAGAGGAAGAGGGUCUGCUGCGGGAGAUGGGGGCCCCUUCCCCCUGGUUCUGCUGGCAGGUGCUGUUCACAAGGGUGAACUGGGUGAUCCAGGGUUGCGAGUCCACCACGAAAGUGCAGCUCACCUGGAAACAGGAACCGUAAGACAUAAAAUCAGACCAACGUAGCAGUGAGAGCACGUGGCGUGGAGGACUUCACAGGUGCCCGGAUGGGUUAAAAGCUAAAGAGGGAGGAAAAGCAGAAUCCAGCGGCGGCCUGGGGCCGGGCUCGGGAGCUCAGGUCUCCACUGGGUGAUGGGCGGGGGUGCUGAAUCCGCCCGUCGUGGAUGGGGGCUCCCCAGAGGGUGCCUGGUGGGGCCAUUGCCUGUCCCCCAGGUCCCCCCACCCACCAUGAUGCUGUAUGAAGGGCCUCUGCCUGUGGGCUCGGGGAGCCGGCAGACUGCCCAGGAGAGGGUCCAGAUGGCGCCCCCCCACCUGGGAGUGGCUGCAGACCCACCCCAAGGGGAGGCUGCCCCCCAGGCUGGGAUCAGGGGACACCAGCCCCCCGGAGGGCGUCCCCCUGACUGAGGCCCACGCCCACGGUCCCAGUCCAAUGGACCAGACGUCAGCUCGUAGGAUGACGACAGGAGGACUGGCUGAGCUGGGCUUGUCCUCGCAGCCCAGGGACCCGGGGGAGAGGUGGGGUGACCAGCGAACCUAGCCGUACUCUGGUCCUCUGGUCCUCCGGUCCUCCGUUCCUCCCCGGCAUUCUGCCCCAGGGUCACCCCUGUGACUUUCCUAAGCCCCCUCGCAUAGAAAAUGCUUAAGUUGGUCUCUGCCCGGGUUCCUGGUGUAGAGCUCCCGAGCCUCUCGUGAACUCCUAACUGGUGAACCCACCAGGAGCACCUCCUGUCCUGCUGAGGUGACCCUGCUGGGCUCCUGGGUGGGGGCUGCUCACCAGGAGGACCAAGGCAUCUUUAGAAGCUUGGGAUUCUCAGCCCCGCCCUCAUCCUCCGGAGAGGGGCGGCGGCUGGAGACAGAGUUGAUGCUUGAUCAUGCCCAUGUGAUGAAGCCUCCGCAAAAUUCCCAAAGCAAAGGGUGUGGAGAGAUUCCAGGCUGGUGGACACAUCCACACUGGGCGACGCCGCCCCCCCAGCUCCAUGGGCCAGGAGCCCCUGUGCUCGGGACCCCCAGACCUCACCCCGGGCACCUCUGCACCUGGCUGCGCCUCUGUGUCCGGGUCACACCCUGAGCCUCCUUCCCUGAGCUUGAGCCGGACUAGCAAACUCAUCACACCUGAAGAGCGGGGUGGCAAUCUCCCAGGUGUAGCAAGUUGGCCAGAAGCUGUGGGCCCCUGGGGGCAUGCUGCUCGCAUCCGGCACCUGCAAGUGGGGAGCGGUGUCGGGGGCUGAGCCCCUAACCCGUGAGAUCUGACAUCACCUCCGGGUGGACACCCGGUGUCCCAGAGAAUUAUUUUCUGUGAAAAACCCCCACAUACGUGGUGACCAGAAGGGCCAGGAGCAAGGCGUCCUGUGUGGGGAGAACAGGACGCACGCGGGGGCGGCAGGUUCUCCCACACACUCUCCCGCGUGUUAUGCUUCACUGUCCGAAGAUUCAGGGAGCUUUGCGCUGAUUUAUUCUCAAACCUUCUCUCCCGGGCCUUCUUGCAGGGGACAGUGGCCGAGGUCUUCAGCACGUUUUCUACAAAUUGUCUGGCCCAGCUCUAGGUCCAUUAAAAAUAUCACUGUCCAACUCUGUCGAGGAAUCAUGAAGCAGCUGCUACGUUUGCUUUCCGGGAAUGAAAAAAGGCAGAGAACCAAGUAGAAAAGUGGGCAGAAGACGAGACGAGGUGCGGAGACCCAGGCAUGUCAAACAGAGGUGACCCGCCCACCGUGACUGGGAUGUGAACCCAGACGAUCUGCCCCGAGGGCCUUGGAGUCAGUGCCAGAGGCAGAGGGGCAGCGGCAGGGAGGCUGGUCUUUGCAGGAGACACCCGAAGGUGCAGCCCGGGGUGGGGGGCGGCGCUCAGAAGGAGGUUCCAGAGCAGAGGACCCUGCAGGAGAGUCCGGGAGGUGAGUGAAUUCUCACAAAGUGAAGCUGGGGAGCAGCCUCACCAGAGGGGAGCCGGGUCUGAGCGGAGGCAGGUGUGGGGGCACCUGGGCAGGGAUCCCCUAGCUGACACCCAGACUCCCCUGGCCCGGCCAUCCCAGGCUGGCCCCCGACCCACCAAAUGAAGCCCAGCCAAAGUCCCGAGGCUGCCUCCAGGGCGGGAACUGUGGCUUCCAGAAAGAUCCGUGAUACUGUGACACCCUCCUCUCACCACCAGGCAGGGAUGUCCCCAGCUCAGGGGCAGCCACCUGACUGCUUCCCUGUGCUCUGAGCCCCAGGCGUGCGCUGUUCUGCUGGCUGGAGGGGCAGUGUCUACGGGCUUGAGGACAUGCAUUUGGACCACAGGAACCCAUCAGCAGGGCAGCUGCCAGGGGGACCAGCCAGUGCCACCUCCUUGCAUGCCGGUCCCCCAGAAAGGAGAGUCCGGCCGUCAGGGGACACCUUCCAGCAGGGCACGUCUGAGUGGGACUUUGUGAGGAAUUUGCAGCAACCAGGCAGAACCGCGGGGUCAGACCUCAGAGCAGGACGAGUGAGGCGACAUGCGGGCGCGUCUGCGGAGGCGUGAACAUGCUUCGUGCUGUGAGUGUGGAGAAGGGGCCUUAAUGCAGGCCCACGCCAGUGGGCGUGACUGGGGAUCUAUGCCCCCUGAGAGUUAUAGGCCCGACUCUACGCAGAUGUUACUGAACGCGAAAUGCCAUUGUUGAGGCAGAUUUUGAAAUCCGGGGCAGAAUGCUGAAGUCCUCGGAGCAGGUGAAGGCACUACGAGGUAGAAAACAGCUCGCCGCCUGUGGAGAAGUGAAUCGAUAGGGGCAGAGGGCAGGGGUCAGGCUAAAGGGAGGGGGUCUCGGGUCUGACUCUCCCUGCACUCCAGCCGGGUGACCAGACGAGGCUGGGCUGGGGCUGUUCUGGGUAGAGACAGAACCUGGGUGGGAGGGACGCCAGGGGGGUCCACAUGCCUCAGCCGAAAGAAACCAGGGAAUUCCCGGAAAGAAGAAACCUUGUGCUAUUACGACAGGCAGAAAAGCCCCCGUCCUCACCACCCCAGCCCCUCGCCCGGAACCUGCGAAUAGGCCGCUGCGAAGGGAAAGGGGGCUUUGCAGGUGGGACUAAGUUAACGGUCCCAAGGUGGGAGACCAUCCUCUGUCAUUGCAGGGAGGUGGGCCGGACGUCAUCACCAGGGUCCUUAUGAGAAGGAGGUGGAGGGUCAGAGAGGGGCUGGAAGGCCCCCUGCUGGCUGUGAGGAUGGAGGAGGGGGCCAUGGGCUGAGCAGAGGCCUCUGGAAGCGGGAAGACUGAGGUUCUCCUUGAGGGCCUGUGGAAGGAAGGCAGCGCUGCCCACACCUGGGUUUUAGGAUUUCUGAUCUCCAGGGCAGUGAGAUUUUUUUUAAAAAUGUGCUAUCAAGUGGUAUUUUUCUUUCUCUGUGUGACUUACUUCACUUAGAAUGAUAAUCUCCAGGUCCAACUAUGUUGCUGCAAAUGGCAUUAUUUUAUUCCUUUUUUAUGGCUGAGUAGUAUUCCAUCGUAUAAACAUACCACAUUUUCUUUAUCCAGUCAUCUGUUGAUGGACAUUUAGGUUGUUUCCAUGUCUGGGAAACAGUUGUAAAUAGUGCUGCUAUGAACAUUGGGGUGCAGGUGUCUUUUUGAAGUAGGGUUCCUUCUGGAUAUAUGCCCAGGAGUGGGAUUACCGGGUCAUACGGUAAGUCUAUUUUUAGUCUUUUGAGGAAUCUCCAUGCUGUUUUCCACAAUAGCUUCACCAAACCAUAUGUGGAAUCUAAAAAAAAAAAAGACAAAUGAACUUAUAUAUAUAAACUUAUAUAUAAAAUAGAAACAGACACACAGACAUAGAAUACCGACUUGUGGCUGCCAGCGGGGAGGAGGUAGGUGGGAAGGGAUAAACUGGGAGUCUGAGAUUUGCAGAUACUGACUGGUAUGUAUAAAACAGAUACACAAGUUUAUACUGUGCAGCACAGGGAACUAUAUUCAACAUCUUGCAGUAGCUCACGGGGAAAACGAGUGUGAAGAUGAAUACAUGUAUGUGCGUGUGCGACCGAGGCACUGUGCUGCGCACCAGAAACUGACACAACGCUGAAAAGUGACUGUAACUCAAUUUUUAAACAAAAGAAAAAAAUCAAAACCAAACAAACAAAAAAACCCCAAAACAUGUUCUGUUUGAAGCCACCACGCGUGGUAACUUGUUCCCACAGCCGCAAGACGCCAACGAGCUGCCAGGAGAGGGCAGGCUCCCGCAGGGGCCGGGGGAGAGCUGGGGAGGGACCCGCACUGCAGUCGGCUCCAGACUUCGCAGGGCCCAGGGCUCUGUGGCCAGAGCUCCCCGUCCCUCUCCUUCUUCCUCUUCUGGCUCCUCUUCUGGCUCCAGGGGGCCUAGGAGCCACGAGGUGAGAUGGGGAGGCAGCAGACAGAGAAUGGAUGGGAGACAGAAGGAGAAGCUGUCUGCCCCGCUGCCCACCCGCAGCCCCAGGAGGGAGAAGAGCAGCUCGAGACACCGUCUAAGCUCCGAGCAUCUGAAGAGACGGACACCUGGAUUCUGGACUGAGGCUGAGCGUUGUCCCAGUGCCACAGAGGGUCCACCCUCAGGGACGGUGGGACGUGAACACAGAGCGUCAUGACUACACCCGCAGGUUCCCAUUCGGGGCCCACCCUCCGUUUUCUGGGGAGCACAGAUCUCCGGGGCGGGGCAGACACCUCCCACGGGGGCAGGCAGACGACGCCCAGGUCUGAGUAGUGGGUGUGAAUGCAGAUCUGGACCGGGGAGGGGAGCGUAGGUGUCCCCCCGCCCCGGGCUGGCUUAAAUCCGGCCGAGCAGAGCGGCCAGCACACUGACCAGCUCUGGCAGCCCAAGGAAGAGGCCCCCCGCCCAGCGACAAUGGCCAGAGCCCCGCAGGGCCCCCGACUGCUGCUGGCCAUCGUGGGGGCUCUGGUGGCCCUCACCUACCAAACAAGAAGGAAGACCUUCAUCAGUGUCCGGGAGGUGCCUGCGUCGGCGUCCGUCGUGGUGACCACCCUGGACUACGUGACCAAGGAGUUCAACAAGAAGAGUGAGGACAAGUACAACUUCCGGGUCGUGCGGGUCCCCAAGGUUGUGCAGAAGCUGACCGACCACAUGGAGUACCACAUCGACGUGGAGAUGCGCAGGACCGUCUGCUUCAAGUCGGAGGCCAACAACUGCAGCUUUCAGGACGGGGAGCUCUACAAGAAAAUCGAUUGCUUCUUCUCAGUGUCUGUUUUGCCCUGGUUUGAAAAGUAUAAACUUCUGACCAAAAACUGCACCGAUGGCUAGAGGUCCCAGCGCACAUCCGGCAGUCACUGAGUGUGAAAGAACCCGACGUCGACUGCCGCGCUCCGUGUGGAAAAUAAAUGCUGGUCAACCUCUUCUCCUA